Molecule: messenger RNA, 1358 nt
Organism: Ilex paraguariensis (yerba mate)
Lineage: Eukaryota; Viridiplantae; Streptophyta; Magnoliopsida; Aquifoliales; Aquifoliaceae
Source: the annotation of a GenBank genome assembly
CAAUUUUCUUCGAUCUCAUCGCCAUCUGCCAACACACCGUCAAAGCCCCCCCCGGUUUCUUUCCUCUCUCCCCUACAUAACGCGCCCAUUUCCUUCUCCAACCUGCAACUACAUUGCUCCAUAGACGAUAUAGUUGUUCGUGUGACUGCUUUGGGGAUAGCCUCGAUGGCUUCAUUCUCGGUGCCGUGCCCUAAGUUGUCUUCAUCGCUUCAAUGUACUUGUAGUGGAUUGGUGCGGAGUGCACAGCAACACCACUUCAACGAGAUCUCCUUUCGUCUCGGUCCGAAUUCGAGGCAUUCUUCGUUGAUAUAUGGGUGUUCAAUACAUCGCCCACCGACGUAUUCCCAGUUUCAGCCACAUGACAGCAAGCAAGCUGCUUGCUGGAGAUUGCAAGCACUGGUAAAUGAGGUUGCUGUUGAAAAACCAUCAAAUUCUACUGUGGUACCUGAGACCAAGUCAGGAGCUGAUUUAUCUGAUGUAAAGGAUGAGACCCCAGAAAAAGUUUCUGUUCAGAACCCAAUUCCAGAUGCAUCAUUGUUUUCAGCAUUCUUGAGCAAAGUAUCAGACCUUGUCAAAUUCGUGGAUUCCAAAGAUAUCAUGGAGUUGCAGCUGAAGCAACUUGAUUGCGAGCUUACUAUAAGAAAGAAGGAAGCUGUGCAGCCGCCGCCACCAGCAGCUCCUGUUUUUGCAAUGCAAUACCCUCUGCCCCAGUCUGUACAUCAAUCUCCACCACCACCAGCCCAAGUCCUCCCUCCUGUCUCUGCAGGUUCCUCUCCUUCAGCUGCAGCACCUGUCUUGGCUAUCCCGGCAAAGACAAACAACUCAUCUCAUCCAACAUUGAAAUGCCCCAUGGCCGGUACAUUUUAUCGGUGUCCUGCACCUGGUGAACCGCAAUUUGUGAAGGUAGGCGAUAAAGUGGCCAAAGGCCAGGUCCUCUGCAUCAUUGAAGCCAUGAAACUGAUGAAUGAAAUUGAGGCUGAUCAGUCAGGAACCAUCUCCGAGGUACUAGUAGAGGAUGGAAAACCAGUUAGCUUGGACACGCCUCUGUUUGUUAUUGCUCCGUGAAACGCUGCGGAGGACUUAAUGUAACGUAGCUGAAGCGGCUGUUCUUCAAAGUUCUUGAGCUUAUUUAUCUCCAAAUUUCUCUUUUAUUUAGUCAAGUUGUAUCGCGUUCGUUUACUCUAGCAAAGCCUCUUGUUUGUUACAAAGUUUUGGGUUUUUUUUUUUUGAAUGGGGUUACCAAAUUUGGUUACUCGACCAUAAUGGAACUAUUUUAAGAAAAAAAAAUUGUCAAAAAAAACAAGUUAAAGUAUGGUUUAUUGCUAUUUUGUAAAAGUAGUUUCCAUGCAUCGUUUUUC